AGGGGGCCUGUCGUUAGCCGUCUGGUGCUGCCUCCCUCCGGCCUGGCAAUGCCACCUUCGCCCUUCGUUCCCGGGCCUGUGCAUCUGGCAACGUGGGAUGGGCCAUGCCCAGCCGCAAUUUCCUUGGGGAGAAGGGUGUUUCUCCUAUUUUUCCUGAGUCUUCUCUCCUUUUGCAGCCUUGGACCGAGCGCAGCGUCUCCGGAGACCUCGGGCUGAAGAUCCUCCCGGUGACGGUUGAAUCCGGACUUCUCUGAUUGGAGAGCAGUGGGGCAUGCUGUGGGCUGGACCUCUGGCGCCCCACUCAAGUUGGUGACCUCGUGCCUUGGACAGGCUUCCUGCUUCCUUCUGAGCAACAUGUCAGCCUUGCCUCCGUCCUGGCUCCUCGCCCUGUGCUCCCUGGGGCUGCUGGCCUCCCUCGGGUCAGCCUACCAACCCCCCAACAUCGUCCUGAUUUUUGCGGAUGACCUGGGCUUUGGAGACCUGGGCAGCUAUGGACAUCCCACCUCUGCCACCCCCAACCUGGACAAGAUGGCUGCCGAGGGCCUGCGCUUCACGGACUUCUACAGCAGCAGCUCCGUCUGCAGCCCUUCCAGGGCAGCCCUCCUGACUGGACGCUAUCAGACCCGGUCCGGCAUCUUUCCGGGCGUCUUUUAUCCCGGGUCGCAGGGAGGCCUCCCGCUGGCCGAGGUGACGGUGGCCGAAUUGCUGAAGGAGCAGGGCUAUGCCACCGCCAUGGUUGGCAAGUGGCAUCUGGGCCUGGGUCCCAACGGCAUGUUCCUGCCCACCAACCAAGGCUUUGACCACUUCUUGGGGGUGCCCUACUCACACGACCAGGGCCCCUGCCAGAACCUAACCUGCUUCCCUCCCAGCACUCAGUGCUUUGGGGUCUGUGACCAGGGGGUGGUCCUCGUCCCCCUCUUCCUGAACCGGAGCAUUGUGCAGCAACCGAUUUACUUCCCGCACCUGGAGGGCCACUACAACGCAUUUGCACGAGAUUUCAUCAUGGCUUCUGCCCAGCGCAAGCAGCCCUUCUUCCUCUACUACGCCUCCCACCAUACCCAUUAUCCCCAGUUUGGGAGCCAAAACUACACCGGCCGAUCCCCUAGAGGACCUUAUGGUGACUCCCUCCUGGAGUUUGAUGGAACCGUCGGCUUCCUCUUGCGAGCUUUGCAGGAUGCCGGGGUCCACAAAAAUUCGCUGGUGUUUUUCACGUCCGACAAUGGCCCAGAGACGAUGCGCGGGGGCCGAGGAGGAAGUUCUGGCUUGCUCAAAUGUGGGAAGGGGACGACCUACGAAGGGGGCAUGAGGGAACCAGCUGUGGCCUAUUGGCCAGGUCGCAUUGCGCCAGGUGUGACCCAUGAACUGGCCAGUACCUUGGACAUCCUGCCCACGGUGGCUGCUCUGGCUGGGGUGCGUCUCCCCAACGUCACGCUGGAUGGAUAUGACCUGAGCCCCGUCCUCUUCGGGAAAGGAGAGAGCCCCCGUCAGACCAUGUUCUUCUACCCGUCAGCUCCUGAUGAGCUGUGUGGGGUUUUUGCUGUCCGCUAUGGCAAGUACAAAGCCCACUUCUUCACCAAAGGAGCCUUCGCAAGCGCUGCCACCCCUGACCGGGCCUGCGGCGGCUUCACUGCUCUCACCCCCCAGGAGCCCCCCUUGCUCUUCGACCUCGAGAUGGACCCUGCGGAGAACUACAACCUCCUGCCAGCCGGGGCCCAGAAGCCCGGGAUCCUGAAGGUCCUUAAGGAGGCCCGCCUGCUGAAAGCUGCCUUCGACCAGGACAUGACCUUUGGGGAAAGCCAGCUGGCCUUGGGGAGCGACCCCUCGCUUCAACCGUGCUGCAGCCCCCAGUGCAGCCCCAAGCCCUCCUGCUGCCGCUGUGGCUCUUAGCCCCCCCACUCUUUCCUCGCACCCCCCGUCCGUGACCCACGUCUUGCUCUUCUUCCCCUGGCAGAAGAGCCGGGUUCGGUUUAGUACACUCCUGUUCUGUCCCCAACCCCACGCACACACACCAACAGACGUUCAGGAGUUAAAGACCAAACCAGCCGGCAAAAUCCUUUUCCUUAUGAUAACGGAACUUGGCAACAACCUAGUGGCUGCCUGCCAAGAGUUUAUUACUUACGAAGAGGAGAGAGAACUUCUCCCCGCUUCUGAUACAUCAAAGGAAAGCAGCUCAAUAAUUACGGAAUUAAUCAAGUCCAGAGAUACUCUAGCAAAGUCUUAAAGCAAAAGUCCGGCAAUGCAGAAUGGCGUGGAAGCUUUCAGCUUUGUUCGUCACAAAGUUUGACCGGCCACCACGCUCCCUUUUAUACCCUGUGGAGUGUGGUCCAGUGACUCAGCUAAUCUCUGGCACGCCUUCCCCUCUGUUGCACAUGCUUCUCCCUGCGCCACUGUUGAGGAUCCAGCCAGCACUUAUCUCCUUCGUCGCUGUCCACCUGUGGCUGUGGGGACGUGCUUGGCUCUGGGUCUAUCUCUUGGCCUUCGGUGUCCUCUGGAGGCAUUGCCAGAGAGGAGGGUCCUGGAGAGGGAGGCCUUGCCAACUCCUCUUCUUCACUCUCGGAGUCCUCUCCUGCCGAUGACACAGGCUCAGGUAACGGAGCCACAACAACUCCCAAGGAGUUUUUGCAAUUUUUUUUUUAAAAUCGGCAAACAAAAUUUAAUCCCAUCUUGCUUUCUGACACAGGCAAGUUCCGUGAUCCUGAGCAACCUCUUCUGCUGGAUGAGAAGUCCAGGUGCCCCCCCUUCCCCUCUUAGCAGCGAGGGGAGAAUGUCUCUCCUGCAGCUGCAUUUCUUCCCUUCUUUAAAACUCCAAACUCACCAGGAAUGGAGAUCAUGUCCCAUUCUUCCCCGUCAAAGACUAUCGGGGUUGGAGGCUGAAGGGGUCUUUUUCUGUAUCGUGGAUGCCGUAUUCCAAGGGUGGCCUUACCAGAGUGGCAUAAAGCAGGGCCAACCGUUCUUGGAAUCAUCCCUGUGUUGAUGCAACCCAGGAGUGCAUUGGCCUUUUUGGCAGCUGCAGCACACGGCUGGCUCAUGCUUAAGCAGCCCUCCAGUUUCCAGGCUGAGGUAGACAAGAGCUAGCGAGGAUUGCUCUAUGGCAGUGUUUCUCAACCUUGGAAGCUUGAAGAUGGGUGGACUUCAACUCCCAGAAUCCCCCAGCCAGCAGCGCUGGCUGGGAGAUUCUGGGAGUUGAAGUCCACCCAUCUUCAAGCUUCCAAGGUUGAGAAACAGUGCUCUAUGGAAUGUGAGGAUGAGUCCAGAGCCAGGGGUGAGGGGAGGGGGCAACUCACACAGAGGGAAAAGACAUGAAAUCACGAAUCUCUGCAUUUGGAAGCCGCCUCAGCCCUCCCCAUCUCUGCAACCUGCAGCAAAUGCAUUUGCAGCUUCCUUGCGAGGUGGUUGUGCAGCCCCAUCAAGCUGGAGAGAGAGUAACAACAAAAUAACUGAGUUGGAAGGGGCCUCGGAGGUCUUCUAGUCCAACCCCCUGCUCAAGCAGGAGAUCCUGUACCACUCUGGACAAAUGGCCGUCCAAUCACCUCUUAAAAACCUCCAGGGAUGGGGCACCCACAGGCGUGUUAGGAUGGAGAGAUGGUUGAAGCUGGCCAUGUUGCUCGCCUGGACUCUGAGGUUGUAAAAUAACUUUUCCCCUGCCAUGGGGCUGAAUAUCUGUAGCUCGGGUGGAGGAUGAGGGUUGGGGGGUUCAUUCUCUUGAGGUUGUGGGUUGGUUUCCAAAUGUUUCAUUACCAGGCUAGGUAACUGUCAGGGUUCCAAGCAAGGCACCCAUAGAAAGCAGAACUCCAAGGCAGGCAAUUUCCCCAAAGAACAGUUUUUUUGGAUACAUCAUAUUGGCACAACUGGUGAAAGCCGACUCUGAAAGUUCCUGGGGCUUUCACCAAAUUAAAAAGUAAAAGUUUCCCCUUUCUCCCAAGUCACUGCUGUCCAAUCCCAGGUGCUGGCCGGUUGCUUGGUUACUUGGCUCCUCCCCUGGCCAGCCACCUGUGAGAAUGUCCUUGGUUCCCACAGGAAAGCUUUACUGUUUCGGCUACAAAACCCCAUCUAGCUAUUCCCCCCCCCCUUCCCUCUUAUGUGGCAACCCUGAUGCCUCCAAGACGGCUUCAGCCAGGUUCACUUCAGGGUUGACAGUAACAUCUUCAGUGGGGUUUAGGGGAGGUCAGUGCUGGUGUUUUUCUGCUUGUAAAGGGCCUCGUGUGGUCAGUAGAUCUUGUGAUGGGAAGGUCGUGUCAGGGGAGGGUCCCGUCGUAGAAAGAGCUUCUUCCUUGAGUGAACAUGUCCUGUUUCUCAAUUGAGUCACGUCUGUGAUGGCCCCCCUUGAGUCCUUGGCCCAGUGGGACCUCAGCAAGAUCCCACCUAUAUUGGCCAUUCUUGCUUUGUUAUUUAUUGAUUAGAUUUGAUAUUGGGGUUGCCUGGGUCUAGAGAUCGAUCCCUUGACCCAUCACAAGACCCUCACGUAACGUGACCCUCACCUGACGUGACCUCCCAUCACUAGACCUACUGGCCACACGAGGCCCUUAGAAGCAGAGAAUAUCAACACUGACACCCCCUAUACUCCACUGAAGGUGUCACCUCGCCUGGUAAUAAAAUGUUUGGAAGUGUUUUAUUACGCUUUAUUACAAGCUCAGAGAAGGUUCCCAACUAACUUUCCCCUCUUUUCUUAAUUCGCUGCUACCCCCCCUUCCCCCCGGAAGGCUCUUCCAAAAUUCCUAGGAUUAUGUCUAACAAAAGCACUUUUAAAAAGCCCUAAGGGGCAGCCCAGGCAUUGACAUCUAUGAUGUUGGGUUUCUUUCUACUGCUUUCUUCAAAGAUCCGAAAAUGCUAAUUGUUUAAUUUGAAGUUUAAUUUUAAUAUUUUUUUUAAAAAAAGUUUAAACUGUGGACAUUAUGACAAAGAGAAGUCCCGUGUGAUUUUUCUGUAUUUGGAAAAUAAAUUCUUGAUUUCUUAAA
Pantherophis guttatus is the source of this 4955-nucleotide messenger RNA. The record is from RefSeq and is a predicted model, not a curated record. Lineage: Eukaryota; Metazoa; Chordata; Lepidosauria; Squamata; Colubridae.